Paramuricea clavata is the source of this 1914-nucleotide messenger RNA. NCBI's taxonomy places the organism in Eukaryota, Metazoa, Cnidaria, Anthozoa, Malacalcyonacea, Plexauridae. The record is from the annotation of a GenBank genome assembly.
AUGUUGUGCAUGUAUUUUACUAAAAUUUUAAUCAUUUUUGUGCCAAUUUUACAACAUACAUUCACCAAAUCCUGCCACAAGGAACUGAAAUUAAACUGGACAGUUAGUAUAAGCGAUUCAGCAGUGGUUUCGCUGCCUCUGCUUGCAAAACUAAACAAAAACGACAAGCAUGGUUUAGUUGUCACUACUCUUGAUGGAAGUGGAAGUGUUAUUGACCCAGCUACCGGAGAAGAGGGCUCACAAUGGCCUGUGCAUUUUCCUGAAGAGUCUUUCUACUCAGGUCCUUUGUUAUAUGAUAUUAACCAAGAUGGUUCGAUGGAUAUUUUGCUUACAACAGACAAUGGCAAAAUUAUGUUUCUAUCACAAAAUGGGACAGUGUUGGCAAGAUACACCACCCCCCUGCCUUGGCUAAUGGUCAAACGUGAAUGGUAUGUUUUGAACAUACAUACAACAAAACAUUCAGAAUAUGACUUAAGCCCUGAGAAAAAUACAAGGUUCAUUACUGCGGAUGAUUAUAAUGAGCAUCAUGACGUAAAGUUUAAAUCGUUUGUAGUGCUCGAUACCCAUAUUUUAUCAACUCCUGUCAUUGGUGAUUUUAGCGGCGAUGGCAUAAACAGUGACCUGAUUAUACCAGUUAAUUAUUAUUUUGAUAACGAAGUUAAAUCAAACGAACAACGGCUGCUAUUAAACUUAACUUUAGACAAAUCUAAUCUUGACUUUUACCAGGCUAGCGGUUUAAUAGUUGUUGACCUUCGGACGAGGGAAAUAAUAUAUAAUACAACCUUCGAGUUAACAAUGAAAUCCAGUAGCUUACCUAGCUACCUGUUAUCCUCACCUACGGUUAUUGACUUAGACGGUAACUAUGGCAGUGAUGAAGUCAUAUUCGGUAGCGCAUCAGGUAGGAUACAUGUUUGGAACAAGGAUGGACAGUAUCCUUGGUCGUUUGAUUUAUCAGACUCCAUUGCUGGUAAAAUUGCAGUUGGUGAUGUGAAUGAUGAUGGACAUUUGGAGGUUAUUGCUGUUGACAAGAGUGCAAAUGUAAUGUGUUACAGUAAAGAGAAACUAAUAUGGGAGGCCAUCGUCUCUGGAACUGUAACCGCAGGUGCGCAAUUGUACGAUAUUGACAACGAUAAUAAAGUAGAAGUCGUUAUUGCAACUAACGAUGGUUAUAUAUGGGUUCUAGACAGUGAAACUGGUCAAGUCUUGCCAAAGUGGCCGGUCUCAUUAGGUAAUGAGAUUCACUCGCACGUCUUGCUUCAGACCCAACCUGAUAACUUGGUCGAUAUGUACAUCAUGUCAGGAGGAAAUUUAAAUAUUCUUGGUGGAAACACCCAAUGUCUCGAAGUUAUUCCAACAGACGAAAUAUCAUACACGCCCGUCAUUUAUGACUGGGAAAAUAUGGCUUUCAUUGUUUCAACCUCAGAUGGAGCCAUCUUGUCAUUUUCCAAUUUAGACACAAACAAGAGUAAUGUCCGAGACAAGUUUGGAAUUGUGUUCACUAAAACUACCAAUGAACUACACACGGUCACAACUGCAAGUUUUGAUGUGGAAUUUGAAAUUUAUGGUAGCCUCGUUAAAGGACAUAAUUGGGAAUCCAGAGUUGUCAUUAGUUACGCUACAGAGACGGGAGUUACACAUCACAUUAGCAAGUAUGAUAAACCAGGAGUUUAUUUGGUAACUUUGCCAUCACCAAAGGUUCCAAAGCGUACAUACAUUUUGAUAGAAUUUUGUGACAGAUUUAAGCAAUGUACUCAAGAUAGGAUAUUUAUUAGCUUUCAUCAAGGGUCAAGCAAAAAGCUUGUGCUUUAUGCUGUACUGCCAUUAUUAGUCAUGGUGGUUCUGUUGUUACUUAUACAUGGCUAUCCCGAAAGUGAUCUUUUGCCAAUGUGGUCAGAUAGUUCAAAGAAACAAUAA